This is a messenger RNA of Saxophila tyrrhenica, 3123 nucleotides long. It is a transcript of the gene MLH3, whose product is annotated as DNA mismatch repair protein. The record is from RefSeq and is a predicted model, not a curated record. Lineage: Eukaryota; Fungi; Ascomycota; Dothideomycetes; Mycosphaerellales; Extremaceae. Gene Ontology annotation, molecular function: ATP binding; ATP-dependent DNA damage sensor activity; ATP hydrolysis activity. Gene Ontology annotation, cellular component: mismatch repair complex. Bases 1 to 3123 code for a protein of 1040 amino acids. Gene Ontology annotation, biological process: mismatch repair. The transcript has a single exon.
AUGGCUCGCAUACUCCCCCUCCAGGCCGAUGCCAUUUCGCAGAUCCACUCCUCCAAGCACAUCACCAGCAUUCAAGAUGUAGUGCUGGCUCUGCUGGAGAACAGUCUCGAUGCCGGAUCCAAUAAGGUGGGCAUCACAGUUGACUUUCGACGUGGAGGCUGCAGUGUCGACGACAAUGGAUCAGGUAUUGCUUCCGCAGAGUUCAUGGCGGAUGGUGGGCUGGGGAAGAUGUACCAUACGUCGAAGCAUAGGUCGACCGUAGCUGAGCCGCUGCAUGGGACCUCCGGAACCUACCUCGCCUCUCUCGCUGCGCUUUCACUACUGAGCAUCAGCUCGUGCAAAAGCGAAGAGGAAGGCAAUGCUACUCUAACGAUGCAUCAAGGCAAGAUCAUUGCACGGCAGGUCGCUCCAGUCGAAGAGACAUCGUACUCGACGGCACAAGGCACACGAGUCAUCGUCAAAGAUCUUUUCGGCAACGUGCCUGUUCGAGUGAAGCAUCGAGCUCUAACUAUGGACGAUUCAUCUAAGGAGGACCGGACGUGGCAUGAGCUCAAGCGAAGUGUUGUCGCACUACUUCUUGCAUGGCAUCGGCCUUGCUCUGUCAAAAUGCGUGAUGUAGAAGCGGAGCGUAAGACAGUGCAGCUUUCAGCACAGCAUCCUGCAGUCAGCAACGCCUUGACCGAGCGAAGCCUGAACAAUCUUGGUGCGUGGACGAAGUUCGAUCUCAGAGACGCACUACCUGUUCUGGUACAAGCUGGGCUGGUGCCAGCGGAAGUACGAACUACUUGGAUCCCAAUCUCCGCCUCCUCGCCCAAAGUCUCCAUCAAAGGCGCAAUCAAUCUGCAACCGGCACCGACGAAGCGAUGCCAAUUCAUCAGUAUCGGCAUUCAUCCAUGUCGUUCUGAUGUAGCUCAAGGUGACCUGUAUGAUAUCGUAAACAAAGUAUUCGUCAACAGCAGCUUCGGGUCCGUCGAGGAUGCUGGCACACCGCUGGAUGAGGUGGAAAAGGAUCGUCGCAAGCGUGACCGCCGGUACAAGAACGACGAGUACACACAGAAGCAGCUCCAUGGAAGGAAAGGUGUCGACAAAUGGCCGAUGCUCGUAAUACAGGUGAACUUCAAUGACAAGCAACAGCCUAGGAUGAACGCGGAGAAUGUGAACGAUGGCAAUGUCAAAGCCAUCAGCGACAUUCUGGAGGCUACAGUCACACAGUGGCUUGAAGCACAUCACUUCCGGUCGCGUAAACGUGGGCGCCGGAAGAACCAAGACCAGACUGGUGCAGCGGCUCCAUCAAGCUCGCCUCAGGUCUUUGAUGCUCGAUCAAAGUCUACAUUUGAUGAGAAGGCCAGCCUGUCAACACCAGGGCUGAAGCGAACGAGAACAACCGAAAGUGCAUCCACAUCAAAGAAGCGGAGGUACGUCGACAUUGAAGGGAACACUCGCCGUUUGAACCAGGAGAGACCGGCCAGCGUACCGAUGCCAACGACUGAUUUCAACUCCUGGAGUCGUAUCAAGAGCGGCAAGCGAAACUUUUACGACCAGUUGUGGGAAAAGAAACGACCUCCAGUUUCGCCGGGCAAUACUGCUGGCCUCACGAAAACAACUUUCAAGCCAAGAUUCAAUCUUCCGCCUCUUGACGUUGGCGCUCUGAGCGAGCCACGCAAGCAAAGCAGAGACGCCAAACACAGCACUCCUCAAUCCACCACGCGAAGGCCGCCACGGCCUGCUACUGAGCCUUGGAGCUCAAGUGAUGACUAUGGCAGUAUCGAUACUGAAGACCUCGCGGUUGCUGUGAAACUUGCAGAGCGUAAUCUCGGUGCAGAAGGCAUGGCCAACAAAAGUAGCGCUGCUCUCCAUGGCUCCCAUCAAGAUGAUCAUGAAGCAAGAGCCGACGACAGCAUAGAGUGGACAGACCCAGCCACGAAACAGGUGUUCAGAGUGAACGCACGUACAGGGGUAGUGCUACCCACACGUCCUGCGUCGCGGUCAAAUGACACCCCACGACCACCUGUGCACCAGCCACCGACCCGCCGUAGCGCAGCGAUUAACACCUUUCUUACGUCCGUGGGCCAGCCCUUGAGCCUUGCCAGACGUCCUCGGACAGCCACCGCCAAUACUGAAACCUCCUGGCUUCCAGGCUUUCUGAAGGAAUGGGACAACCCAGUAUUCGCGCGUCAGAAUGAAGAAGCCAUACCCGUCGCUUCGAUCGAUGGGCCUGGGCUGGACGCAGCUGAGCUUGUCGACAAAAGAUGCAACCACCAUGACCACGCGAAGGCAUUCUCAGAAGUGGGUGCGGGAGGAACAGCCCAGCUCACUAAGUCUGCGUUGAGAAACGCGAGGGCCGUCAGGCAGGUAGAUCGAAAGUUCAUCCUAUGCCGGACGUCGGCUGGGAAGCCAGGCUCCGAGAACGAUCUGCUGGUACUUGUUGACCAACAUGCGGCUUCGGAGCGGGUCAUAUUGGAAAGGCUGCUGGCCGACAUAUGCUCUUCAGAUAGGACCACCGCUUUGCUGGACAAGCCCAUCAGGUUCGAGGUCUCCGCCGCAGAGCAUCAGCUUCUCGCUCAACAGACCAAACGAUUUGCCGACUGGGGCAUCAGCUAUGAUCUAGUGCGGCGGCAAAACGAGAUGACCGCCUCCCAAGUGCGACCACCAAAAGAAGAACACCUCCUCACCGUCAAAUCCCUCCCACCAGCCAUCGCCGAACGCUGCGCCCAGUUCCCAAACCUCAUCGUCGACCUCCUCCGCACCGAGAUCUGGUCUCCCACCACGUCCAUGACCAAGCCCUCUGCGCCUCAAGCCGAGAGCGAAGGAGAAGAACGCCCCUGGCUCCACCGCAUCGGCUCCUGCCCGAAACCGCUCAUCGAUAUGCUCAACUCCCGCGCCUGUCGCUCGGCUAUUAUGUUCAAUGACGAGCUCUCUGUCGCAGAGUGCGAGCAGCUGUUGGCGGAUUUGAGCAAGUGUGCUUUUCCGUUUAUGUGUGCGCAUGGGAGGGUUAGUAUGGUGCCGCUGGUAAAGGUUGGGGGGAUUGCGGAUGGGAGAGGGUUGUUUGCGCAAGGUGAGGAGGAGAGAGGGUUUGGAGGGGCGUUCAAGAAAUGGCGCAAAGAUAGCGGAGAGCAGGACUAG